Eruca vesicaria subsp. sativa (arugula) is the source of this 716-nucleotide messenger RNA. NCBI's taxonomy places the organism in Eukaryota, Viridiplantae, Streptophyta, Magnoliopsida, Brassicales, Brassicaceae. The record is from the annotation of a GenBank genome assembly.
GUUGAUUUCUGUGUUGGUUGAGCUUCAUUGUUUGGUUCUUACCUUAUCCUGUUUUUGUUGAUUCGUUACAUGUUUUACUGAGUUCAAUCCUCUGUUUAGACAUUUAUUUUUUUCUUGUUUUAUGUUUGUUCCUCUAUCAUCUUGUUCAUUUGCUUCAUUGCAUAUACGUUUCUGAAACCUUUGUUUACUUAGUGUUUGAUUAUGUUUUUUUUUUACUUCUCUGUUUGUUUACCAAUAUGUUUGAUUCUGAUUAAAAUGGUUGCUUUGUUAUUUAUCAUAAUUGUAUAUAUAACUAAUUUUGCAGAACAUGAAUUCUUUAUUCUAAUUCGUUUCAUGCUAACUUUUUUUCAUUGCUAGAUAUGGAUUCUCUUAGCAGUAAGCGAAACUAUCCACGACUACUCUACAAAAAAAGGAAAGCUCCUAGUCAGCGGAAGAGUAUGAGUUAUUAUAGUUAUUUGUCAAAUUUUCAAAUGGUAGAAGUAGGUGUGGGACUUGAUGGCUGGGAUGCGGUGAAGAAGUCUGCAAUUGGUGUAUUUCCUAGAUUUUAUGAGCUUAUGGUUCGUGUUAAGCCUUUUAUUACACAAACAGAAGGAGAGCUUCUGCCUCAGUGGGAUGAUGGAGUUGAUGAUGAAGAUGUAACAAGCCUGGUCGAUGAUAUCAGAAAUGAUUGUGUAGAUCAAGGAUUUUGGGAUGUCACUGAAGAACCUCCAGAUUAG